CAGGGAGACAGAGACACGGGCACCUCAGGACACACACCGGAGACACACACAAACACACACCGGAGACACACACACAGGUUGUUUUUUUUUAAUGGACGCCGACGGCGAAGAGGUCACCAUGAAGGAACCCAGAGGAAGAGACCGUCAGUCGGGUCCAGGCAGGCAUCAAAUACUCGAUGGUCAAGCAGUGGGUGUGGCACGUGGAUGGAGAUGACUUUAAAUCUUUGGAGAAUCCAGAAACUGACAUUGGCUUGUGUGGCUGGCUGUUGGUGGGGUUCUCCCUGCUGCUCAUGCUGGUUACCUUUCCCAUCUCCAUAUGGAUGUGCAUUAAGAUUGUGAAGGAGUAUGAGCGAGCCAUUAUCUUUCGCCUGGGGCGCAUUUUGCGAGGAGGAGCCAAAGGACCAGGGUUGUUCUUCAUCCUGCCCUGCACUGACAGCUUUAUUAACGUAGACAUGCGCACCAUCACCUUCGAUAUCCCACCACAAGAGGUUUUGACCAAAGACUCUGUGACCGUGAGUGUGGAUGGUGUGGUGUACUACCGGGUCCAGAAUGCCACUCUGGCCGUGGCUAACAUCACCAAUGCCGACGCCGCCACCCGACUGCUCGCCCAGACCACGCUGAGGAACGUCCUGGGAACCAAGAACCUGGCGGAGAUCCUGUCUGACCGUGAAGAGAUCGCGCACAGCAUGCAGUCAACUCUGGAUGAUGCAACUGAUGAAUGGGGGAUCAAGGUGGAGCGGGUUGAGAUCAAAGAUGUCAAGCUGCCCCUUCAGCUCCAGAGAGCGAUGGCGGCUGAGGCGGAGGCAAGCCGCGAGGCCAGAGCCAAGGUGAUCGCAGCGGAGGGAGAGAUGAACGCCUCUCGGGCUCUGAAGGAGGCCUCCCUGGUGAUCGCAGAGUCUCCGUCUGCCCUGCAGCUGCGCUACCUUCAGACCCUCAACACCAUCGCCGCCGAGAAGAACUCCACCAUCAUCUUCCCGCUGCCACUGGACAUGAUGCAAGCCUUCAUGAAACACUAAGGGGUCUUUGUACUCGUCAGUCAAACUCACACACCAUUUACACACACACAUAUUUAGUCCCUGUGUCCAGUUCAGGAAGUUUUGAUUUUGGCUCAUGAAGCAUCAAGCUUUCCUCAAAAGUCCGACACUUGAAACUCUCUUUGCAUUUAAACUCACCACAAAGCCGAUAGUCGACCGCCAGCCUACACACAGGUAUAUGUCCCACCUCUCUGUCGAUUAGUAAUCAUGACCAAUCUCAAGCCUGUGGGUUUUUGGUUAUCAUGUUCCAAACUGCCAAUUCUGCAGAAAAUUAUUCUUUUAGAUCUGUCGUAAAAAAAGAAGAGGUGAAGUAAAAAAAAAAACUGAAAUGUAACUUGUGUCACAUGUUUGCUCAGAUCUGACCAAAGCAGAUGCGUCGCUGUACAGUAUUUAAAAAAGGUUAUUGUGAACGACGCGUUCCGCAGCAGGUGGUUCAGCUUUUAUCCUGCACGUUCCCCUGACUGUCAAAACAGAGGCAGGAAGCCCAAACCUUUCAUCAUCCCUUUCUCAAACACUUUAAAGCAAAGUGCCAGCUGGAUAUGCAGCCUUACAACUGUGCACACACACACACA
Molecule: messenger RNA, 1606 nt
Organism: Paralichthys olivaceus (Japanese flounder)
Lineage: Eukaryota; Metazoa; Chordata; Actinopteri; Pleuronectiformes; Paralichthyidae
Source: RefSeq, a predicted model, not a curated record